CCACAUCAAUUGUGAGAGCGGCAUAUAGUAGCUAGAACAAUUCUAAUAGUACGAGCCUUUGGAAGAUGCCCAAAAAUAAAGUCGUGUGAAUGAGGCUCAAAGCAGACAAUAGAUGAGCCUAGAAAGUGGUGGAUCGGACUUCUAGAAUGGGCUUAGGGGAGCCAGAUCACACACCAGGGCAGAAAACGACAUGCUAUACCUAGAAUAUAAUUAUAUAAGCAACCAGAGGAAGAACUACAACUACACUCCUCUGCCACCAACAAUUUUAGGAGACCGACAUAGAAAAACAAGCAGAAGGCACAUCAAAGAAGAACAAAAAAGAAGGUCCAUUCUAUAAGACUCCUUUAGCGAGAUCAACCAAACUUUUGCUUACGAAGUAUCCAUUACUCUCCAGAAAUUAUGAGCCAAGUUUAGUGAUCGACAAAGGUGGACUAUGAGAAUAGUUCUGUAAGAUCUUCUUUCCACCAAAUUCUUUUAGGCUUAAUGGGUGUGUACCAUACAGUCUCAAUGUUUUAACUCGACCGAUUCAUUCCUCCAAGUAUUCGAUAUGUUCCGAUUAGCUCUCAUACUGAGAUGAAGCCAAAAAAGGUAUAUAACGGAGGGUAAACUUGAAAUUACUAUUAAAGAUAAGUUUGCUAGUUUCUUUUAACCCUUAAAAAAUACAUUUGAUGUUCCUUUUAACCCCAUAUUAAUCCUCACGAGUGUGAAACGUCAUGAUUGUCGAUCCGUUAUAUACCGUUUUUUUGGUAUGAGGACUGAUCGGAACAAUAUCAGAUACUUGGAGGGCUGAAUCAGCCGAGUUAAAACAUUGAGACCAUAUCGAUACACACCCUAAACAUUAGGGUUAAAAGGGUAUUUAGCCAUUCUUUUAAUAGUACUGUAAUUAAUUACCACUGUGUAAUUGUGUUUUUCAAUUUUAACAUUACUUAUCACCACUUUUCAGUGUUAACAUGUAAAUUUAUUUGCAGAUAUGUGCUUGUACAUGUUGGUAUGGCAUAUGUUUAUGUGGUGUAACCAGACUAAGCUAAUUGGAGCAAAAAAAUGAAACCAAUGGAUUAGAAAAAAAUAUGUAUGAGUUUACACAGAGGCUCGUUGCUCGCAGGAGCUAGUUCUUGUCCAAUAAUAAAAGUGCAAACACUUUUAAUCCACCAAGAUUUUGCAUAUUCGUAUUUGAUCCUCAAUAAUUCUCUAGGGACCAUCUCCUUUUAUACUCAUAUUAUGCUGUGGUCUAAACUUUUAUCCAAGCCAUUUCUUAUAUGUAGUUGCUCUUUUCCUUUAUAGAAUAUCUACAACUUGUUGGAUCUUAAGAUUGAAAUGUUAGAGGGAUUAACUUUGGCACGCUGGAAUAUAGAAUCUUUAGGAUAUUAUAGGUUGUUGUAAUGUUUAAAGAUGAUUUUAUAGGAUGUUAAGAUUUUUGUAUAUAUGUGGUUCAUCUAUAUGUUUUUGGGCAGCCGGUCCAGAGCAUAGCAUACGAAUGUUACUGGCAUACGUCCAUUGGAAAAAAGCGUUGGAUGUGAAAAACCCUAGAAUGAAGCAAUUUUCCCCUAAAUGAUACUAUAACACCCCCUGCACAUACAUCAAAGACUCAAGCUUAAGCUGUUCAAAGCUUUUUUCCGCUGAAUGUAUACUACUAACAUACAUAUGUCAGAGACCUGGACCUAUGUUCUUAUCUCAGAAAUCAGUAAUUUUGGUUUUAACUUUCUGUACAGCUCUCUGUCUGCAGUAUUGGCACCUGUUAGAUGGUUUCCAGACAUUUUAUUGCUAUAUUGACUUUGGAAUUUUGAUUGAAACAUGAUAUAUCUGUCCUGGUUUAGAGCACGGUUUAAGAUUUUGAAUUUCUACAGAUUGAUGGGUGCAUGAUCAUUAGGUUAUUAAUUAAACUCGACUUCUUUGUUGCCUAAAGAUGAAAAAGAUAUUGAAUACCACAUCCAGUUACUCUUUCUGCUUGCUUCAGAGUUUGCAAGUGCUGAAGUUCUUACUUAUAUUGAAAAGUAUAUACACUGUUUUUUCUGCUCAAAAGUAAUUUCUAUGUCCAUAUUAUGCAUAACUGGCCUAUUGUGUAUAUGCAUUAAUGCAUAUGUGAGAUUCAGAUAUUCUGAUUCUUUAUAUGAGCUCAUUUAUGCUGAGGUAUAUACUUCUGGACACAACUUUUUUACUUGUUGAUUUUUCUUAUGAUCCGCAACUUGCAUAGAAACUGCUUUUUUAGCUGGUAUGUGAUAUUUUGCAGUACAGAAGCAAAAUUGCAUCAGUUUUGUCUUACCUGUCAUAAUCAUGUUAGCCGCUCAGCAAUUUGUCCUUUCUUCUUUCGAAUGCUUAUGGAUCCAAUCACCUGCACGAUAUCAUGGAAGGCUCAAGUCAAUUGAUCAAACUGCGAGAGAUAUUUUUAUAAGCACCACAAUAUGAAAGACUGUUGAGAUGAUGGUGCACAUGGAUUGUCCUGGAUGUGAAAACAAGAUCAGGAAAGCUCUUAGGAGGCUCGACGGAGUUGAUAAUAUUGAAAUAGACAUGGGCAUACAGAAAGUUACCGUGACUGGAUGGGCUGAUCUAGAGAAGGUCCUCAAGACUGCCAGAAGAAACGGAAGGCAAGCUGAGUUAUGGCCAGCUCCUGGUGAACCGGAGUUUGAAAACGUUGAUCAUUACUACAACACUGAUCAGUAUCAGUAUCAGUAUCAGCAUCAGCAUCAGAGCCAUCCUAGUGUUCAUACAUCAUCAGAGGAUGAAUAUAACUCCUCGUACAACUAUUAUGAGCAGUAUGGUCAUGAACACGGCUAUCGUUAUCAGCCAGCUCACACAACCAUAAUGGAUCGACAAGCCAGUGCCUACUUCAGUGAUGAAAAUACCAGUGCUUGUUCCAUUAUGUGAUGAUAUAGUAUCUGCAAUAGUCAUAUUGUAUCUUCAGUCAUUGUAUUCCUUUAAUACAAUUUGCUCUUUUCACUUGUCAAUUACAACUGCUUUAAGAUGCUAUUCUUUGAAUAAAACUGACACCAUGUUAAGUCAUAUAAGUUUGUGGGUAACUUCAAAUAUAAUGUGAUUUUCAGGAACUGAAUGUAACAU
Messenger RNA from Daucus carota subsp. sativus, 3054 nucleotides. RefSeq names its product heavy metal-associated isoprenylated plant protein 28. The transcript is spliced from 3 exons. Gene Ontology annotation, molecular function: metal ion binding. NCBI's taxonomy places the organism in Eukaryota, Viridiplantae, Streptophyta, Magnoliopsida, Apiales, Apiaceae. The record is from RefSeq and is a predicted model, not a curated record. Bases 2416 to 2862 code for a protein of 148 amino acids.